Messenger RNA from Amphibalanus amphitrite, 3028 nucleotides. RefSeq names its product dimethylglycine dehydrogenase, mitochondrial-like. Bases 308 to 2566 code for a protein of 752 amino acids. Gene Ontology annotation, cellular component: mitochondrion. The transcript has 17 exons. Lineage: Eukaryota; Metazoa; Arthropoda; Thecostraca; Balanomorpha; Balanidae. The record is from RefSeq and is a predicted model, not a curated record. Gene Ontology annotation, molecular function: oxidoreductase activity; protein binding.
UUAGGAAAUAUGUAGCCGGGAAUACUUUAAUUAUCUUCAAUCAAAUAAUGGGUUAGGGCCCAUUGUCUCUCAUGUGACAUUCUUGGUGCGUCGAAGACGAAAUUCGGCGCUCACUUUUGAACUGGUCGUCUGAUCUUACAAGCCCGUUCUUCUGAAUGCCUUCUUCACUACACAGCUGUUCAAGGGCCAAAAAGACGUGCUCCUGCUGGAGAAGACGGAACUGACCGCCGGCUCCACGUGGCACGCGGCUGGCCUCAUUACCUUCUACCACCCAGGAGUCAAUAUAAAACACAUCCACCACUACAGCAUGAACCUGUACGCCCAAAUUGAAAAGGAGACCGGACAGCAGGUAGGCUUCCAUCGCUGCGGCAGCCUCCGCCUGGCCACCAAAGACGAGCGCAUGGAUGAGUUUAGGUUUCAAAUGAGCCGAGCGGGGCACCUGAGAAACCCGCAGAAAAUGGUCACUCCCGAUGAAAUCUACGAGAUGUGCCCCAUCCUCAACAUGGAUCAGGUCAGGGGCGGUCUGUACAACCCCUACGACGGGCACAUCGACCCGUACUCGGUAACGCAGGCGCUGGCGGCGGGCGCGCGGCACUACGGCGCCGUGCUGCGGCCGCACACCGAGGUGACGGGCCUGCGGCUGCGAGAGGACGGCCGGUGGACGGUCACAUUGGGCCACGGCGCGCAGCUGACCGCCAGCCGGCUGGUCAACGCGGCAGGUUUCUGGGCCAAGGAGGUGGGCAAGAUGGCAGGGGAAGACCUACCGCUGGUGCCCAUCCACCACCAGUACGUGGUGACGUCGGCCAUUCCCGAGGUGAGGGCGCUGAAACGCGAGCUGCCCGUCCUGCGCGACCUGGAGGGCUCCUACUAUUGCCGUCAAGAGCGGGACGGCCUCCUGAUCGGACCCUACGAACACCAGGACAGCAUGAACCUCUCUGAGGACUGGGUUUUGCAAGGCGUACGAAAAGGUUUCGGCCGGGAGCUGUUCGCGCCUGACCUGGACAGGAUCGAGACCAACCUGGAGAUGGCCAUGGAGCGGAUACCGUGCUUUGGUCAGGCGAGCAUCCAGAGCGUGGUGAACGGGCCCAUUACGUACUCGCCGGACGUGCUGCCCAUGGUGGGGCCCACCCUGCUGCCCAACAUGUGGGUCGCCGUCGGAUUCGGGUACGGUAUCGUUCACGGCGGCGGUGUGGGCAAGUUUCUGGCCGACUGGAUGCAGCGCGGCGAGCCGCCCUACCACCUGGUCGAGCUCGACCCGGCGCGCUACGGCAGCUGGACCACCGACCAGUACAGUGUGGCCAAGUGCCGCGAGAGCUACGGCAUGAACACGGCACUUGGCUACCCCAGGGAGGAGCGGUUCGCAGGCCGGCCGACCAGCCGAGUGAGCGGCGCACACGAGCAGCUGGUGCGGCGUGGCGCCUCCAUGGAGCAGCACAACGGCUGGGAGCAGCCGGCCUGGUUCGCCGCGGCCGGCACCCGGCCCGCCUACCUGCCCAGCUUCCGGCGCACCAACUGGCACCGGCGCGUGGCCGACGAGUGCGCCACGGUCAUGGAGAGGGUGGGCGUCAUUGACCUCACACCAUUCGCCAAAUUUUACCUCUCUGGUCGCCACGGCCGGGCGCUGCUGGAGCACGCCACUGCCAACACGAUCCCGCCAGUGGGGCGCACCUGCAUCACGCACUGCCUCACGCCGGCCGGACGGGUGAUGGCCGAGCUCACGCUGACCACGCUGGACGACCAUCGCUUCCUCAUCGUCACCGGCGCCGGCAGCGAGCUCCACGACCUCAGGUGGCUGCAGUACGUGGCUCGUGAGAGGGGCCUGCAGGUGGAGCUGCGGAACGCCACGGAGGAGCUGGGCGUGCUGAGCGUGGCCGGUCCGCGCAGCCGGCAGCUGCUGCAGCAGCUCACCACACAGGACGUCGGCCGGUUCCCGUUCCUCAGCGCCCGACAGCUGGAUAUCGCCGGAGUGGACACACUGGCUCUGAGGAUCUCCUACACCGGAGAGCUGGGCUGGGAGCUGUACCACGACCGGCAGAAGACGGCCCACAUGUACGAGGCCAUCCUGCAGGCCGGCCAGCACCUCGGUGUGGGCGAUUUCGGCACUCACGCGCUGGAUGUUCUUCGCAUUGAGAAGGGAUUCCGCGCCUGGGGCGCCGAGAUGAGCUGUGAUGUCGGCCCCCACGAGGCCGGCCUGGACAUGUUUCUACGCUCCGACAAGGAGUACGUGGGCAAGUCAGCUGCUGAGCGCACCUUCCGCCAGGGCCUGCAGAAAAUGGUGGUUCAUCUGAGCAUCGACAGUCCUCAGGUGGACCCGAUGGGCGAUGAAACCAUCUACCUGUGUGACAAGGUGGUCGGUAACACGACGUCGGGCUGCUACAGCCACAACACUGGCCAGACGCUGGCCAUGGCCUUCCUGCCGCCUUACCUGGCCGUACCCGGCACAGAGGUGCAGGUGGCUCUGCUGGACGAGCGGCGGCCGGCAGUCGUGCUGCCCGGACCGCCGCUGCUCACCCAGCCGGCCAGGCAGGCGCUCAGCAAACGCCAGGCCAACGCCAAGACGGGCUGACCACUCAGCCGUCAGCGGCGCUGCCCGCUCCGUUGGGCUGUGUGACGACACUCGCUGCCCGCUCCGUUGGGCUGUGCCGACACUCGCUGCCCGCUGCGUUGGGCUGUGUGACGAGUCGACACUCGCUGCCCGCUCCGUUGGGCUGUGCCGACACUCGCUGCCCGCUCCGUUGGGAUGUGUGACGAGUCGACACUCGCUGCCCGCUCCGUUGGGCUGUGUGACGACACUCGCUGCCCGCUCCGUUGGGCUGUGUGACGACACUCGCUGCCCGCUCCGUUGGGCUGUGUGACGACACUCGCUGCCCUGCGCCGUCGACAGAUGCCAUGCUGUUGCUGCUGCUUUGGGUGAUAUUGAUACGAUUUAGGUUGUAGCUGUCUUUUCAUUUCAGUUUAGUGGUUUAUUUACUGGUGCAGAGCGGGCUAUAUUUCAUUUGUGGAAAUAAAUUCGAAACCGAUAACUGCA